Mya arenaria is the source of this 627-nucleotide messenger RNA. RefSeq names its product eukaryotic translation elongation factor 1 epsilon-1-like. The transcript has 6 exons. The record is from RefSeq and is a predicted model, not a curated record. Gene Ontology annotation, biological process: positive regulation of DNA damage response, signal transduction by p53 class mediator. Gene Ontology annotation, cellular component: cytoplasm; aminoacyl-tRNA synthetase multienzyme complex; nucleus. Bases 58 to 582 code for a protein of 174 amino acids. Lineage: Eukaryota; Metazoa; Mollusca; Bivalvia; Myida; Myidae.
AAUAAUAUAUAUACAUUGAGUAAGUAAACAUAGUUAUUAAUUACUUCACCCGCCAAGAUGGCUGACUCCGGCGACACGAUACAAGCAAUUGCCUCCUAUUUGGGCGUGAAAUGUGGCAAAAUAACCUACGAUGGAAUUGAAAGAAUUCCAGUUACAAAAGGCAAAACUGGGACCAGGAAAGGAUUUAUGACCAUCACAAAACACCUUGUGAGGGCUGCUGACAAGCAACAACUCAUUGGUACAUGCGCAGAAGACAAGGCCGCUGUUGACCAAUGGCUCGAAUACCGUGUGUGCACCAUGGACCGAUGUCCCUCAAAAUCUGACAUGGAAGUCAUUCUCACAGACUUGAACACAUUUUUAGCAGACAAAGUAUACUUCCUUCGCCACCAUUUGACAGUGAUUGACCUGGCCUUGUACUACGGACUUCACAAAACUCUGACGGGGCUCACAUUUUAUGACAAGCAGAACUAUGUACAUGUUUCAAGAUGGUUUAAUAAUAUACAACAGGAGCGGAGCAUACGACAGUCAUUUCCCGAAGUCACAUUCUCGAAAACUAAACUCUACUCAGGAUCUGCCCAUUGAUGUUCUCUUAAUUUAUAGAUUAUUAAAUAAAUUGUAUAAAUCGGU